CUUGUCUCGCGUCGCCCGGCUGCAGUGGCGGACUUGGUGUACUGGCGGGACACCCGCAAGUCGACGUUCGUCUUCACCAGCCUGAUGGUGGCGCUGCUGUGCCUCUUGCACUUCAGCAUCGUCAGCGUCCUCUCCUACAUCUCCCUGGGCGUCCUCGCCAUCACCAUCUCUCUCAGGGUCUACAGCAAAGUGCUGCACGCCAUUCACCGGGGAGAGGGCGCCAACCCCUUCCAGGCUCAGCUGGAUGCAGACCUGGGGCUGUCCAAAGAGCAGCUGGAACGCCUGACGGAGCGGGUAGUCUUCUACACCACCUCGGGCACUCGGUCCAUACAGCGCCUUUUCCUGGUGGACGACUUGGUGGAGUCCAUU
This is a messenger RNA of Gekko japonicus, 369 nucleotides long. Its product is annotated as reticulon-2-like. The transcript is spliced from 2 exons. The record is from RefSeq and is a predicted model, not a curated record. The annotation marks the transcript as partial. NCBI's taxonomy places the organism in Eukaryota, Metazoa, Chordata, Lepidosauria, Squamata, Gekkonidae.